Plenodomus lingam JN3 is the source of this 600-nucleotide messenger RNA. The record is from RefSeq and is a predicted model, not a curated record. NCBI's taxonomy places the organism in Eukaryota, Fungi, Ascomycota, Dothideomycetes, Pleosporales, Leptosphaeriaceae.
AUGUUAUAUUUUUCUCCCAUCCUUCCUCUCUUUUCAACAGGUUCUAGCUCCCCAGCUACCAAGAACAAUGUGAAUCAACCUCUGGACAAUAUUUCCAGACGUUCCGAGUGGAAAUCCGUCCAGAUAAGCCCUGUAAAAGAACACUCGGCCAAAACAGCAGAUAAUACUGAAAAUAACCACAACCUGGAGAAGCGGGUGUUUACUUCGCCUCACAUGAAACGGACCUUCACACUAGCGCUGGAGAAUACCUUCUACGCUAUGGCCUGGCUGAUAGACUUCAGCUUUAGCGAUGAUGGCGAACCCCACUUCAGCUAUAAACUGCAGUCGUUUAAUCACGAAGACAACCCACCUAAAAUAUUAGCCGAUGUCGUGGUUCCGCUCAUUACAACGUCCUACAACAGCGCAAAUCAGUAUCGCGGCAAAGCGAAUGUUGAACUUCUUUGUCAUCUAGCAAAGGAAUACGUCCAUGUCUAUUUUAGUGUGGAAGUCUUUGCCUCUGGUGCAUCAUUCGUGAUUGGCAAAAUCAUUGAUUAUCCUACAGUUUACGUUAAUAAUCAAUUUAGGAAGGUUGUAAAAUUUGAUAUUGCGGGUGCAAUAUAA